This is a messenger RNA of Amoebophrya sp. A120, 3273 nucleotides long. The record is from the annotation of a GenBank genome assembly. Lineage: Eukaryota; Dinophyceae; Syndiniales; Amoebophryaceae.
AAGCUCUCUCGAGAAGAAGCAACAUCGACGUUAUGGUGGAGCAUCGAAAUCGCAAAUCUCAGCAAUUUUCUUCCGGAAUGAAAUGACGCCUGCUUCCUCGCCCUUACUGAUCGUGUACUAUGUGAACAAAUCGAAAAGUUGGAUUUGGAGGAAAGUGAAUAAAAACAUCAUAAAGAUACCGUGAUCGCAACAUGAUCUGGUCCACCACGUAGUGUCAAUAUGUCUUGCUUAUCAUUUCAUGAUCGCCGCUCUCCAAUAGAGUUCAGGACGAUGAUUCACGACGACACAGAGACAGUAAUUGAAGAUGUAAGUAGUUGUGAUCCCCUGAGACUCCUCCUCCUCGAAGGUGGUUGUUAUACGGUCCUUGGCUGCGCGGUCGAAAGAAUCAAUGCGCCUCUCCUUGUUGCGAGAAGAACAUAGAAAGUUUCACUAAGUGUUGCAGCAAGGAUUUUUUUAUUUUACGGUUGAUUGUUGCCUUACUCUUCUGCUGUCCUUCUUUGAUACAAUCAGGAUUGAGACAUCGGACCACAAAACCGAAUAAAUCAUGACGAUGGCACCAGGCGGAGGGUCGUCUUCUUCUUCGUUUCUUACGAAGCCAGAGCCGGUGAGGAGCGGUCGUACUACGCGACAAAGUAGUUCUGUGUUUGAAGUUGAACAAGACGGAGAGCAAGCUGCAGGGCAGCGGAGAAGUCGAAGUCCUCCUGGUUGUGGUCCGUCGGACAUCAUGUUGUUCAUCCUGGACGACGUGACCCAGGCCUCUAUUCAGCCGGACCUGGACGUCCUGGGCCGUCUCCUAUACCGCUCGCGCGCGCAGCACCGAAGGCAGCCGAUCUACACGCGUCUACUACGGGUGUACAAACUUCUGGGUAGAAAUAUUGCUACGACAGAAAAAGGGACGAUGAUGAACAAGAUGAAAACGAUUAUGGCCCCCACACAGCUACAACGGGGGGAAACAGAAAUAGUAGCGUCUAAAAAUCUUAGAGGCACAACAAGUUCUGAAGAUCCGGAUCCUGAUAGUGCACCAGCAACACCCGCAGACGGAGAUGAACAAGAGCUGCAUGAUUAUCGGCAGAUCAUGCUGGCGAGGCAGAAAACUCGACUCAAGACUGCCAUUUUCACGGCCGUGAGAGCCUUGUCGAACCAAAUCGCGCACACGUUCUUCCUCCCGUACUGCACGACAUGCCUGGCUCUGAUGGCGAGUCUCUUUGACAAACUUGGGCUUAAUAUUUCUGCAGUGAAUGAAGAUUCUCGCCGUUUCAACCGCUUAGGUGCUGGAACAAUGUCUAGUACAUCAAUCAGCACAAAGACUUCUUCUACACGGGGCGCCGUUCGUCCGGGAGCCGCAGGAGGAUCGAUAAGUUUCCUCAGGGACAAGGCACAGAGACUAAAAAACGCGGCAGCACUGGACGAGGCUGAGCGGAGUAAGAAAAGGGCGCCAAAUGAGGACAAGCGGGAAGAUCUUCAUACUAGUACGCAGAAAUUGAAGUCAUCAUCGGUUGCGAUUGACACCACCUGCAAAAGAGAGACGAACAAGAUAUCCCACAAGAAGGAAAACACAGUGCGACAGGGGGAUGUUGUUGACCUCCAGAGGAACAUCAUGAACAAGAGAAGUAAUAAAAAAGUCGUGAACAUUUUUCGUCGUUGGCAGAUGACAACCGAGGAGGCUACUAGUGGCCGCGACAGAAGAGCGGAAAAGGACGGUCUUGUUGAUAAAGCUGCAAGUACCACGCCGCGUGGUAAAAAUGUAAUUUGCCCUGCUGAUCAUCAUGUUCGUGUUCGUGAUGCUACAGGUCCGAGCAGAGACGCAGAAGGCAUUUCGUGGGGAAGUGGUCGUCGUGGGGAAGUGGUCGCACCAACGUCCGCAUCUGGAACUACUUCUGGACUCGUGCAUCCGGGUCCUCGGGAAGCAGGAAAAUCUGGGGCGGAGCACGAGAACAAUUCGCACCACCACGACACUUCUGCGAAAGUAGUAGAACUGCAGAUGAAACCGCAAUCCGCAUGUCUCAGCGACAGCGAUGAAGGAGAGGCUGUUCAUCACCCAGUAUUUUUAAGUCCUCACGAGGCGGAGAUCAGCGCUGGUGGCAGCAAAAAAGCGGGGUUUUUGACGACAGCGGAAAGGACCGGGAUGAAUCAGGAAGUUGUAGAUCAUAGGUCACAUCAUCGACUACAACCACUUGGAGGCUGCAGCGAUGACGAAGGAGAGCCGGUUCCUGAGGACCAGACCAUGUUGGGAGGGAAAGGAUUAAAAAUGCGUGAGCCUGGUUGUACAACUAUCUCCUCCUCCUCGUCAUCUUCCACCCCGCCACUGCAAGCAGUCAACUUCACAAUCGACACGGUCGGAUAUGAGGGUGCAGCACACCUCCUUCUCCCCCUCAUUUGUCAUGCGAAAGUGCCAAGAAAUCGUGUCCUGCCAGAGCAGCCUUGUGGCCGUGCUUGUAUGAGAACAAAUUAAUAUUGAUAUUCUGGAACAAGCCCAAACUGAACGACGCUCCGGGCGUCGUGAAUUUGUAAUUCUAUGACUGCACGACCACAUAUGUAUAAAUAUGGGGCCAUGUACUGUUUUUAUUGCUGCUCGGAAUUUAUUAUUGUUCACAAUGCCAAAUGAGGAAAAAAAGGGGAGUUCUUCUUCACUCUGAUAGCGGAGACGAGGAUUUGUCGUCUCGGGUUUUGAAGAAAAGAACCCUAAACCCGAAAGUAGGUUUAUCCACCGCCGCUGCGCAGUGUGCUUCGUCGCCUUUCCGAGCGCAAGAUCAAAAAAAAGAAAAACACCAGCAGGGGGCAGCAUCUGGAUCUGUUGCUAUCAUCUCCAAUACGGGUAUGGGAGUGUCAGGAUCGAAAUCGUCAAAGAAGAAGAUGAAGAAAAAGAACCUGAAGGCCAGCAUUUCAGUGCCUGUUGAAAAUACCUCGUACCGCGAUCCUCGCGGCGGGGAGACCUUUGAGAACGAGACUGGUGUAGUUGAUAUAUCGACGUCGAAAAUGAAGAGUAGGUCGGACAGUACCGUCGGCGCGGGGAAGAAGAAGGCAAAGCUGCCGAAGAAGACGAGGAAAACCGCGGCGGCGGGGAAACAAGUGAAGAAAUCAGUAAAGAAAUUGCGAGAAGCACUGGGAGAUGGGAAAAAAUAAGGAGGAGAUUCAGUCGAUAAUCGGCGAAAUGCAUUUCUUUUAUAAAAAGCGACAAAAAUAACGUUUCUGUUCUUUGUAGUUUAACAGAUGUUGACGAGUAAUGUGUUUUGUUUACUGGCUCAGGGAGCCCACGACCAUGAUAAUACCAAG